Salvia hispanica is the source of this 1510-nucleotide messenger RNA. RefSeq lists its product as uncharacterized. The record is from RefSeq and is a predicted model, not a curated record. NCBI's taxonomy places the organism in Eukaryota, Viridiplantae, Streptophyta, Magnoliopsida, Lamiales, Lamiaceae.
AUAGUAAGUACAAAUAGAGUGUGGGAGUGAUAGUGAGAGAGAGAUAUGAUUAAGAACUGCUUCACCUUCUCCAGCGACGAGGAGCAAUCCGCCUCCCCAAAACCAUCCCAUUACUGGUGGAGAGGCCCUCAAGAUUUCGACGAAGAUGGCCACUUCAAAAUCAACAUUUCCGACCCUGCAAAUCACACCCCAAGAAUCAAGCUUUUGAUAGAAAUGGAGAGGUUGGGAUUCAUCGGCGGCGCUGGGCUGAAUGACUUGAGGCACAAGAUUCUUAGCUACAGAGCUGGGGAUUUCUGCCUCCCAAUUGGUGGGAUAGAGAGAGAGGAUAUGGAAAUCCCACCUCUCAUCACAAUCUUGCUCACUGGCUUGACUGCCUCUGGCAAAAGCUCUUUCAUCAAUCUCAUGUAUGGUGUUCUUGGUAGAUUUGGCCUCAUCCCUUUUGCUCAGACAUCAGGUGAAUCUUCAAAUUUCACCACAAUGUAUCUAGAAGAACACAACGUGUUGAGGUCACCUAGGAGUGGGUUCUGUGUGUACGACACGCGGGGUUUAGACCAAAAUCACAUGGAGGAAGGACUCGAGGAGGUCUCGACGUGGAUGACUGACGGCGUCAGACAUCACCAGCCUUGUAAAAGGGCUGGUGAUGAAAACAUCAAGGGAUUAAUUCAACUCAAUGAAUCAAUGGAGUUCACUAAUUCAAGAUACAUCAAUAGAAAGGUCAAUUUUGUAAUGGUUAUGGCUGAUUUAUCAGAGAUUCAUAGAGCAUUCAAAUCUGGUGAUUUGGAGCCAAUUGUGGCCUUGAGAACACUCUUCCAUUUCCCACCCAUCAAGAAUUCAAAUGAGAACCCGAUCUUGAUCCUAACACACGGGGACACUCUGAACCCCGAAGAUAGGAUCAAGGGGAGGCUUCAAAUAUGCGAGUACAUGGGCAUCCCUGAGACAAAUGGCGUCUACGACAUACCAUGUUUGGCCGAGCAAUGGGUGCUCGCGGAAGAUUCCGACCCGAUCUCAGCGUACGCGCUCACUGAAGCCGUAUACAAGGCGUUGCUUCAAGCGGACAGAGCUCAUCCUCCGAAAUGGAGGUUGAAAGAAUGGACCACCUUCAUCUUCUCAUGGACCAUGUGGUGUCUUGCUUCACUCUUUUCAUUUCUUGCACAAAUAUUUGGAAGAUUUGGGAAUUGUGAUGGGAGACUUAGGAAUAUGUGAGGAUUGAGUUUAAUUAGUGGUGUCUUGUGAGGAUUGACUAAUAUUUAAGUUCGUGCAAUGAUUUCAAGUUUUUUUUCACUUUGAAUAGCUCGACUUUUAUAGGUUGGGCAAUGAUUUUAAGUAAUGUAUGUUAGGAUCCCCAAUUGCUAGCUAGCUAGGUUAUUUAGGUACGUAGAUUGUGGGUUUGCUUAAUGCUUGUGUAACAGAGACGCCAUAUAUGAUGUGUUAUGUGUCAUGUGUGUAACUUCAAGAUCUUACAUUGAAGGAUUGCUCUUUUCAUAAGGAAAUUAUAUCUUUUAAAUCACUA